GAUCUGCAUCCUUCACUAUUCACACACCUGUGUGACAGGUAAGGGCGUGGGCAGGUAGAGUCGCGCCUGCGCACUAGUGACUUCGCCUUGGCUACGUUGCAGGCUCUUCUCACCUGGGUCCAGCAAAGCGGAAGCGAUCUGUGCAUCCUCCUCUGCUCCCCGGCUGUCACCACCACCUCCGGCUUCCUUCCUCCACCCGGAUCCUCCUCCGUCACCUGCCUCCUUCAGCCGCCGCCUCAGCCCGGCACAGAGCUGCAAAGUGAGGAGAAGUCCAGAAGUGAGAGCCGCCGCUCCAUCACUGUGAUGGAACGAUGACUUUACAUUACCCACGAUGAAACCUUCACAGUAGACUUUUUUAUUUCCCAGCCCGAGAAGCCCAAAAACAACAAUGACAAACUUUAAGAGGCUGGUGUUGGGCCAGCGCUUCAUCCACUGGAAACUCGCUGCAGCGACUCUUAUUUUUAUGGGAUUUGUGUUUUUAAUCCAAAAAGAAGUAGUUGACCGAGAGAUGGACGAGCUGACGAGACAAGGAGGGGCUCACGUCAAAAAAAAGAAAAUGUUGGACAUGAUGAUUGAUGCUGUGAAUAAUUUUAAAGACUCUGUGCCAAAAAUGCAGAUUAAUGCCCCUGAAAAACAGAAGGACCCUGAUGGCAAAAGGCCUUGUCUACCCGGGUACUACACCGCAGCAGAGCUGAGGCCUUACCUGGAGCGGCCACCCCUGGACCCUCAUGCCCCCGGAGCAUCUGGAAAACCAUUCACACCGGAUAAACUCAGCCCCGAGGAAAAGAAAGAAAUGGAAGAAGGAGAAAAGAAACAUUGUUUUAAUUUAUUUGCUAGUGAUAGGAUUUCACUUCACCGAGACCUAGGACCUGACACCAGGCCCCCCGAGUGCAUUGAGCAAAAGUUCAAGAGGUGCCCUCCACUGCCCACGACAAGCAUCAUAAUUGUGUUCCACAAUGAAGCCUGGUCCACAUUGCUUCGCACAGUAUACAGCGUCAUGUAUACAUCCCCUGCCAUUCUUCUGAAGGAGAUUAUAAUGGUGGACGACGCAAGUAUAGAUGAAUACUUAAAGGAUAAGCUGGAUGAGUACGUAAAGCCGUUUCAGAUAGUGAAGGUGGUCCGACAGAGGGAAAGAAAAGGACUGAUCUCCGCUCGUUUGCUCGGUGCUUCAGUAGCAACGGGUGACACUUUGACAUUUUUGGAUGCACAUUGUGAGUGUUUCUAUGGUUGGCUGGAGACCUUGCUGGCAAGAAUUGCAGAGAAUUAUACCGCUGUCGUCAGUCCAGAUAUUGUCACCAUUGACCUCAAUACUUUUGAGUUUAACAACCCGUCACCAUACGGAAACAAUCGCAACCGGGGGAACUUUGAUUGGGGCUUGGGAUUUGGAUGGGAAACCGUCCCGAGUUUGGAGAACAAGAAAAGGAAAGAUGAGACUUACCCAAUAAAGACACCAACUUUUGCUGGAGGUCUCUUCUCGAUUUCCAAGGAAUACUUUGAGCACAUUGGAAGUUAUGAUGAAGAUAUGGAGAUAUGGGGCGGUGAAAAUAUAGAAAUGUCUUUUAGAGUGUGGCAGUGCGGAGGGCAGCUGGAAAUCCUGCCCUGUUCAGUUGUCGGUCAUGUAUUCCGCAGCAAGAGUCCUCAUACCUUUCCUAAAGGCACUCAGGUGAUCAUCCGAAACCAGGUCCGCCUGGCCGAAGUGUGGAUGGAUGGUUACAAAGAAAUAUUUUACCGAAGAAAUCGGGAAGCUGCUAACAUUGUCCAACAGAAAUCCUAUGGAGAUUUAUCAAAAAGAUACAGUUUACGACAAAACCUUCAGUGCAAGAAUUUUUCAUGGUAUCUGAAUAACGUCUAUCCGGAAAUGUAUGUGCCAGACCUGGACCCACUCAUCUACGGAGAUAUACAAAGUGUCGGCAAGCAGUGGUGUUUGGAUGCUGGAGCAGAUAACUCUCACGGAGACAAACCUCCUAUCCUGUACACCUGCCAUGGGCUGGGGGGUAACCAGUACUUCGAAUAUACAGUAAGUCAUGAAAUCCGACAUAACAUCCAAAAGGAGCUGUGUCUCAGAGCUGGUAAAGGGCAGGUUCUCCUUAAGAGAUGUAAUUACAAAGGCAGAGGGACGACUGUUCUACCUGAGGAAAAAUGGGAACUUCAGAAGGAUCAGCUCCUCUUCAAUGCUGCAUACAAUAUGUGCCUGACUGCAAAUGGCCCCAACCCAAGUCUUGUGCCUUGUAACCCCUCGGAACCUUUUCAGCAAUGGAUUUUCCGACAAAGCCCUUAAGAAAACGAUUGACACUUUCUCUUUAACACUGUGAUAAGAAAAUACACUGUAACAUUUUAUGCCAUCGCAGCCGACUUGGGUUAGUUCGAAAGCAGCUAAGUCUGUUGGGUUACGAAGGAAAAAACACUCGGAACAUUGUGGGUCUGCUGCAGAUGCCAAAGAAGGUCUUAAGUCUUUGUUUUUUGUGUGCGUUUACAUGAUGAUUGUUAAUGGGUCGUGGGGGGGGUCUCUUUAGUGUUUACAAUGACUACAAAAAACUGAGGCUAAGCACCAUGGGCUGGUAAGAUCCUAUGUACUUCUGGACAGGGGAGAGGUAGCCUACCUUAAAGGAGGACUCCAUUCAGAAAUUCUAUAUAGGUUAUUACAAGGUGUUUGUGUGUUCCUUGCAUGCACAUUGUAGGCUGUGUAUCUGCUGUUGCAAUAUGGUUUCUACAUUGUAUCUGCCAGUGGCUGGUUGUCUAGUUGAUGCAUGCACCAGCAAUUUAUUAGACUCCAGCGCCUUUUUGAGACUUUUCUAUAUAUAUACAAGAUGGCGGGUGCACAAUGUUAUGUGACGUGUAAGCUUCACCUAUUGCUAUUUUCCAACCUGGGGUUUUAUAGCUGUGUCAUUGGGUAAACGUAUGGGAUUACAGUUUCUGUUUAAAGCCUCAUGCACACGACCGUUUUUCGGGUCCGCAUACGAGCCGCAGUUUUUGCAGCUCGGGUGCUGACCCAUUCACUUCAAUGGGGCCGCAAAAGAUGCGGA
Messenger RNA from Bufo bufo (common toad), 3023 nucleotides. RefSeq names its product polypeptide N-acetylgalactosaminyltransferase 3-like. Gene Ontology annotation, cellular component: Golgi apparatus. Bases 389 to 2278 code for a protein of 629 amino acids. NCBI's taxonomy places the organism in Eukaryota, Metazoa, Chordata, Amphibia, Anura, Bufonidae. The record is from RefSeq and is a predicted model, not a curated record. The transcript has 11 exons.